Molecule: messenger RNA, 668 nt
Organism: Ailuropoda melanoleuca (giant panda)
Lineage: Eukaryota; Metazoa; Chordata; Mammalia; Carnivora; Ursidae
Product: zinc finger protein 333-like
Exons: 5
Coding region: 93-551 (152 amino acids)
Biological process (GO): regulation of DNA-templated transcription
Source: RefSeq, a predicted model, not a curated record
CACCCGCCCCUCUCCAGGUCCGGUCCGACCCCAUCCCAGAGCCUAACCUUACCCCGCGGGGCAGGAAACUAGCGUUUAUUCUCCGAGGCUGGAUGAAGAGGGGGUCAACAUUUCUGUCACUGCCUGAAGCUCUUCUGAUCCCGAGAGCUGGAGCCCCGGUCACUUCCGCUCCCGGCGACCUCCAGGCCGGAAGCGGAAGUGCGCGGUGGCCGCGGACCGCGGCGGGUGUGCAGGUCCGCGCGGCGAUUUGCGGUGGGAGUGUCUCCGGCCGAUCUGCAGGGAGAACGCCUAAUGAGACCUUAAAUCCUGGCGCUGGUGUCAUGGAGUCACUCACCUUCGAGGAUGUGGCGGUGGGGCUCAUCCAGGAGUGGGCAUUGCUGGACGGUGCGCGGAGGAACCUGUGCCAAUUCGUGAUCCUGGACAAAUGUAGGAUCCUGGCCCCCAGGGACUGGGAAUCUCAACUUAAAUCCAAAGCAUCUACGCCUGUGCAGGCUAUUUUGGAGGAAAAUUCAUCCCAUGAGAUGCAGAUGGUGGAGAAUGUCCUCCAGUAGCUGCUUGGGAAAGAGCGUGUUGCUCCGGAGGCCCUGAGGUCUGAAAAUACCUCAUUGGAGCUGCUGGAUUGCGGGGCCUCACCUGGCAGAUCGUUGCGGGAACCCCAUGCAGAGCAU